GAAAGGAGGGAGAGAGGGAGAGCUGAAAAGUGAGCUACUGUUGUCAGCGGAGCUCAGCACAAGGAGCAACUGAUACUCAGGAGCAACAGCAGCUGCUGCAGCAGUGAACAGUGAACAGUUGCCUCCGCCCCAUCCCCAAGCCUAGAUCCCACCGGUGCACUCUCACAGCCCUGGUCUUGCAGGCUAUUGCUGUGCUAACUGUACCACAGGAUGGAGGAUUCCCAGGAGACAUCACCUUCUUCAAACAACUCUUCGGAGGAACUCAGCUCUGCCCUGCAGCUGUCGAAGGGAAUGUCUAUCUUCCUCGACAUACUGAGAAGAGCAGAUAAAAACGAUGAUGGGAAGUUGUCCUUUGAAGAAUUCAAAGCCUAUUUUGCAGAUGGUGUUCUGAGUGGGGAAGAACUGCACAAGCUCUUCCAUACCAUUGACACGCACAAUACCAACAAUCUUGACACAGAAGAACUAUGUGAAUAUUUUUCUCAGCACCUUGGAGAAUAUGAGAAUGUCCUGGCGGCUCUAGAAGACCUAAAUCUUUCCAUCUUAAAGGCAAUGGGCAAAACAAAGAAAGACUACCAAGAGGCCUCCAACUUGGAACAGUUUGUAACUAGGUUUUUGUUGAAGGAGACCUUGAACCAGCUGCAGUCGCUGCAGAAUUCCCUGGAGUGCGCCAUGGAAACCACAGAGGAACAAACUCGUCAAGAGAGACAAGGCCCAACCAAACCAGAAGUCCUGUCAAUUCCAUGGCCCGGCAAACGAUCCAGCCGCAGAGUCCAGAGACACAGUAGCUUCUCUCCCAACAGUCCUCAGUUUUAUAUGAGUGGCCCAGGCCUGUUAGAGGAAGACAACCAGUGGAUGACCCAGAUAAACAGACUCCAGAAGCUCAUUGAUAGGCUGGAGAAGAAGGACCUAAAGCUUGAGCCUCUGGAGGAAGAAAUUUAUGAAGGAAACACUAAAUCACACAUCCUCCUUGUUCAGCGUCAGAUGUCUGUGGUAGAGGAAGACUUGGAAGAAUUCCACCUGGCUCUGAAACAGUAUGUGGAAAGUGCUUCCUCCCAAAGUGGGUGCCUACAUGUUUCUAUUCAGAAGCUUUCAAAGGAAUCCCGCUUUAUAGUUUAUGAGUUCUGGGAGAAUAGCAGCAUGUGGAAUAGCCACCUUCAGAUGAAUUACAGCAAGGCAUUCCAAAGGAGCAAUGUGGAUUUUUUGGAAACUCCAGAACUCACAUCUACUAUGCUAGUUCCUGCUUCAUGGUGGAUGCUGAACAACAACUAAAUGUCUUUAUUGUUCCAAGUAAACAAUGAAGUUUACAUUAUGUAAUUAUCUGUGGCUAUUAUCCUACUAUAUAUUUGAAUUGAAUGUUCCCUUUAAUGUAUACUUUUUUCUAGCCAGUGUUCUAGUCCUUGUGCAAAUUUUGACUAAAAUUUAAAAACUGAAUUCCUGUUAACUAUUUUCACAAUUAUGUUGCUUAAAUACUGUCCUAAAAUACUGUAUGUUUUUCAAAAUUAUGAUAUUUUCCAAGGCAUACAUAUGAAAAUUUCUCAUUAGAAACAAAAUUAUGAAUAUAGUACAGAACAUUAAUGGAAAAUUUAAGAAAAUUAUUUUAUUUCUUCAUAUGAUUAAUUUCUUCUUUGGUUACAUAUUGUUAAAAUGUUAAAUCAUGUUAUUUGUGAAUUGGGAUCUUUUGACUUUCUGGGUGAAUGGUUUAUUCUGUACUAUACUUUUUUCUCACUUCCAUCCCAAGUUGUUACUGGCACCAAUGUGUGUACUUAUUCCAUAUGACAAUUAAGUUAAGUCACAGAGCAUAAAAUAGAUUUUAGUGUAAUGUUUGUCCAUUAUCAGAUAAUCAGCCAGAUCUUCCUAAGGUGUAAACAAUUCCUGGAUAAGUUAAGAGUAUCAUUUAGUAAGGAACUUUUAAAGUAAUAUAUUACAAAUUCCUCACAAAUAAUAUGAAUAAUGUUGUUACUUUAAAUUUAAUGUAGUUCACAUAUAAGAAGUGUUCGGUACAAUCUAAAUCUUGCUUAUAAAUUAGGCACAUCUGGAUCCAAGGAAUUAGUUUUUGCUGUAGGAUAAUCUGGCUCAAAAUAAUACUGUGUUUGAUUAUAGCAUGUAACUGGUGGGAUGGUAUUCUAAUGUGAAGAAAAAAAACUUUAAAUUUCAUCUAACAUCAGAAUGCUUUAAAACUAAAAUAAACCAG
Messenger RNA from Sarcophilus harrisii (Tasmanian devil), 2191 nucleotides. RefSeq names its product N-terminal EF-hand calcium binding protein 1 (gene NECAB1). Bases 211 to 1269 code for a protein of 352 amino acids. NCBI's taxonomy places the organism in Eukaryota, Metazoa, Chordata, Mammalia, Dasyuromorphia, Dasyuridae. The record is from RefSeq and is a predicted model, not a curated record. The transcript has 13 exons. Gene Ontology annotation, biological process: regulation of amyloid precursor protein biosynthetic process. Gene Ontology annotation, cellular component: cytoplasm. Gene Ontology annotation, molecular function: calcium ion binding.